CUGUCACAUUGGAAGAAGAAGAGGAGGAGGAGACAGGAGAUCUGAUUAACAACAGAGAGAGACCAGACUCUCACUCUGACAGCAGUAAGAGUGCUUCAGGGGAACCAGACCCAGAGACUCCCAAACCAGUGAGACGACUCGCCUGCUCCCAGUGUAAUAAGAGUUUUAAGUUGUCACGGUAUCUUAAAAUACAUCAGAGGACACACACAAGGGAGAAACCUUUUCUCUGCUCCCAGUGUGGAAAGAGUUUUACCCAGUUAUGGAGCCUGAACAAACAUAAUAGAAUACACACAGGAGAAAAGCCUUACCACUGUUCCCAUUGUGGAAAUAAUUUUAGGUCGUCAGAUAAGCUGAAGGAGCACGAGAGGACACACACAGGGGAGAGACCAUACCAUUGCUCCUUGUGUGGAAAGAGUUUUACCCAGUUAGGAAGCCUGAAAGAGCAUGAAAGGAAACACUCAGGAGAAAAGUCUUUCCAAUGUUCCCAGUGUGGAAAGAGAUUUUUACGAUCGCAGCAACUAAAAUCACAUGAGAGGACACACACAGGAGAGAAACCAUACCACUGCACCCAGUGUGAAAAGAGUUUUACCCAGUUAGGGAGCCUGAACAAACAUAAUAGAAUACACACAGGAGAAAAGCCUUAUCCCUGUGCCUAUUGUCCAAAGAGAUUUUCAGGAUCACAGGAUCUAAAAUCACACGAGAGGACACACACAGGGGAGAAACCAUACCACUGCUCCCAAUGUGACAAGAGUUUUACGCAGUCAGGGAGCCUGAACAAACAUAAUAGAAUACACACAGGAGAAAAGCCUUACCCCUGUGUCCAUUGUGGAAAGAGAUUUUCACGAUCACAGGACCUAAAAUCACAUGAGAGGACACACACAGGAGAAAAGCCUUACCCCUGUGCCCAUUGUAGAAAGAGAUUUUCACAAUCACAUGACCUAAAAUCACAUGAGCGAACACACACAGGAGAGAUACCUUACCAUUGCUCCCUGUGUGGAAAUGAUUUUUUCCAUUUAGGAAGUCUGCGCAAACAUAAGAAGAGAAAACACUCUGGCGAUGUUUGUACCCAUGUUCCCAUUGCGUAAUGAAUAUCAGGUUGUUAAAUAAAAAAUACAUUUUCCCAAACAGAAGACCUGAAAUCACAUCAUAGAAUAGACAGGCUGUGUUCUGAUGAGUCACUGUGUUCUGAUGAGUCACAGUGUUCUGAUGAGUCACUGUGUUCCGACUGAUGUUUGACUGUUUUAUGCCACAUUAAAUCAUAUUGUUGAUAUUAAAUCGUUCUCUAGAAUAGAGGCCUGUUUUAGUGUCUGAGACAGGAUUAUGUCUAAAAUCAGAUUACAAUUUUAAAAUGUAUUUUAUUUUGAUUCUACACUUUGAUAUGAUGGAUACAUGUAAGAAACCUUACAUGUUCAUGAUAUGAUUUGGAUAUUAUAAAAUGUAAAUUAUAAAAGGGA
Molecule: messenger RNA, 1454 nt
Organism: Oncorhynchus gorbuscha (pink salmon)
Lineage: Eukaryota; Metazoa; Chordata; Actinopteri; Salmoniformes; Salmonidae
Product: zinc finger protein 239-like
Exons: 2
Source: RefSeq, a predicted model, not a curated record